GUAAUCAGAAAGAGGAGGAAUCAUGCGAAAACGAUCAGCGUAACUUGUCGAAGUUAAUCCGUCCUUCUGCGCCAUGUCCCACAGGGAGGCCCGGGUGUGUUUGAGGCUGCUGCUUUUCCUCCAUGUCGCUUCUCAGUGUGGGACAGACGGACUGCAGCGGUGGCCUGUUCCCUACAGGCGCUUUGACCGCCGACCUCCAGCUGACUCCUACUGUGAAGCUCUCUACCCUUUCUGCCCCACCGGAGACCGUGAUGGACGGUUUCCCUACAUCAGAGACAGUGAUGUCGUCUCCGUUUACAGGCUGCAGACACCUGUGUGGGAAUUCAAAUAUGGAGAUGUGCUGGGCAAGUUUCACAUUAUGCACGAUGCCAUCGGCUUCAGCAGUCUGGAGACUGGAGCCAACUACACCAUGGAGUGGUACGAGCUCUUCCAGCUGGGCAACUGCACCUUCCCUCACCUGAGGCCAGACAUGUCUGCACCCUUCUGGUGCAACCAGGGAGCCGCCUGCAUCUUCGAAGGCAUCGAUGACCUACACUGGUCGCAGAACGGCACGUUGGAGAAAAUCGGAGAAGUGACAGGGAGUCAGUUCAACGCAAUGGCCCAGUGGGUGCAGGACGACAACAACACUGGGAUCUACUACGAGACUUGGACGGUCCGUUCAGACCCCGGCCCAAACGCAACGGUUUGGUUCGAGUCGUAUGACUGCUCCCAGUUCGUCCACCGCACAUACAGAAAGCUUACCGAGCUGGGAGCCAAACUGUCCAGCCGCUCACAGACCAACUACACCAAGAUCUACCUGUACAGCGGCGAGCCCACCUACCUGGGCAACGACAGCGCCAUAUUUGGGCAGCCCGCUCUAAAAAACCUUGCAGCGGACAUUCGGCGGUUUUACCACGCAUUCAGACCGCACCAGUCUAUCUUCGAGCUGGCUUUCAGUCUGCUGGAGGCUUAUCACGAUGUAGUGUUGGACAAGAGCUUCUACCUUUACUAUAACUUUGAGUACUGGCACCUCCCAAUGAAACCUCCAUAUGUGCAGAUCACAUAUGAGGAGGUCCCACUGCCUUAGCAACCAGCUUCCUGGAUACUUGGAAAUGUUUUUAUUUCAAGUACAACUUGUUUAUUUUAAUGCUGAUUUGGUUUGUUGUUUGGGUGGAUGAUCCUUAUCUGACCACUAGGUGAAGACACUGUUCAAGACAGAGCAACUACUUUUCUGGAGAUCCAAAAGCUGUGGGCCUUCCCUCAGAUGUUGUAAAAAAAAUCUAACUUGAAUUAAACUUGACCUCAUAUACAGCAGUGUUUACAAUUAAAGGCACACCCAGUAAAAAUGAUCAAAAAGCCUUAAAUUAAAUCUGAUAUUAGAGAAACACAUUUACCAAGUCACGGCUUUAGAAAAGUAUAUGAAUAUUGUUAUGGGCAUCUAAAUAAUCUUAGGGUUGGUCAAAAUAUCUAUGAAGUUUUAAUUCCUAACUGAGAUAUAAAUAUUGCACAAUGAAGAAACCAAUUUCCUCUGUAACGGGCUUCCAAAUGUGAAAGACAAAGGAACAUUAUUCAACAAACGAAUGCACUGAAGCUCGAAAUUAUAAACAGCUCCCAGCAGUUCAAAGAGAUGUUUUCAUUUGUAAUAAAUCCUUUCCUUCAACUGGACACAUACAUACAUAUAUAUAUAUAUAUAUAUAUGUCCAUGGUUGUUUUUUUUAUUAUUAAAGUUCCAACUAACUUAAAGGUGAACUUUUUCAACAUGUUUGCCUUUUUUCACUAUAGGAAUGUUCAUAAUUUUAAGAGGGUGCUGUAUUAAGUGAGUGAUCCUGUUGAGAGCACAUCUUAAUCAGCUGGUUAGAUGCAACCCAUUUUUAUUUUUUUUACAAUUUGUGAAAUAAUAUCUUUGAUAAUGAACUUGAUUAAAAAAAACA
Cyprinodon variegatus (sheepshead minnow) is the source of this 1910-nucleotide messenger RNA. RefSeq names its product ceroid-lipofuscinosis, neuronal 5 (gene cln5). Gene Ontology annotation, biological process: lysosome organization. Gene Ontology annotation, cellular component: lysosome; lysosomal membrane. The transcript has 4 exons. Gene Ontology annotation, molecular function: hydrolase activity, acting on glycosyl bonds. NCBI's taxonomy places the organism in Eukaryota, Metazoa, Chordata, Actinopteri, Cyprinodontiformes, Cyprinodontidae. The record is from RefSeq and is a predicted model, not a curated record. Bases 74 to 1066 code for a protein of 330 amino acids.